GGAGCCAGCAGGAGCCAGCAGGAGCCAGUAAGGAGCAGUAGGAGCCAGCAGGAGCCAGCAGGAACCAGCAGCAGGAGCAGCAGGAGCCAGCAGGAGCCACUGCGGGGAUGGAGGUCUCCCCGAACCGUCGCCACCUCUCACGGGAGGAAAGGUCACAAACCAUGCAAGUGGCCGAGCCAGCCGGCGAGCGGGGCGGCUGUGGACCAGUUGCCAGGCCACGUGCGUCCGGCCGGACUAGGGGAAGUCUGGCUGCCUGGUUGGCACGAUGGGAUGGCGGAAAAGAAGUGGUGCGUGCCCGCCUACUCUCCUCCAUGCUCGAGGCUCACGCUGGAGAGAGUGUGGCUGAGUUGGAAGUGGCACUGGGUCCUGGGGGAGCGAGUCUGGUCCUGGCACGCCUUGGAGCCUGGCUCCGCGUCACAUACCUGUCACGAACGUGUCUUCUCUUGCAGCUACGGGUGCUGUCCUUGUUCCUGUGUGCCUCAGGGGGGCGGCAGCUUGCGUUGGAGUUUGCAGAGUGUGGGGGCACCUCGGCGCUGUUGGAGAUCAUUGCAAAUUCCAGCAAGGGAGGCGAGGCGGAGUGUGCGGUCACGCUGGAGGUCCUUCUGGCCAUGUGCACCUCCACUGGCCGCAUGCUCAAGGAGCUGCUCUGUCAAAGCCACGGUGUGCGCGUUGUGGCGGAGUGCUUGGCGCGCAUGGAAGGUGAAGCAUCAAGAAAAGCCGCCCGCUUGCUGCUAGAGGCUCUGGCCUUUGGGAACCCCAAGUACAAAUGUCACGUGACAUACGCACUAAUUGCUCUGCUAUCCUGCCGAGCUGCACACGCCAAGCACGCCGCCCUACAAACCCUGCGCACUCUACAGCCCCUUGUGAAGAAUGCACAUCCAAUCCUGGUGAAGCCUCUUCUACAGGUGCUGUCCUCACCACACCUGGACGUUCAAUACGAGGCUAUAGCGCUGAUUACGGAGCUGAUGGAGAGCCCUCUGCAUUCAAACCUGCUGUCUGGACUGUUGGCUUUGCUAAAGCCUGGCCCUCUUGAUCAAGACCAAUCUGCACCUGCAAUACUGCAUGACCCAGCCACUCCGAGACUUCCUGAGCCACUGCCAGUGUAUGUCCAACAAGCGGCUGCAGCCAAGGCAAUCAGUGCCCUCUGUGCAGCGUCUCAGCAGUGGGCCAGUGAACUUGUUGACUUGGGUGCAGCACAUUACCUGCUGGUGGCUAUGGGGAACCAGCACUAUGUUCACAGCAGGUGGCAGGCCAUGAAGACACUGAAGAUGUUGUUGCAGGUGUGUCCCAAGAUGGAAGACCCCGUCAAAACAUCCAUGGGAGAGGCUCUGUAUGCAUCAUUUAUGCACAAUAUGGACGCGCUCAGUGUGAAUAUGGACGCUGUGCAAGCAGAUAUCCUCUCAUCCAACAAGCUGCGAUACCAACCGCUGGGUUCCUAGCCGUGCACCUCUUUUUAGUUAAUUACUACUCCAAGAACCUGCUGCUCUGAAAUGGCAAAUAAGAGACAGCUGACACGUCUCAUACCCUUCUCACUGUGACGACGUGAAAGAGAAUUCCCAUCCGCCGACAUCGCGUUUGUCCAGUGUGCGUCCGGUGGUACCGCUGGUUUUGCAUGUUUUUGAGAGUAAGAGUUGGGAUGUGUUAAAUAUGCUGAUGUUUUAUGUGCAUGAGGCGGACGCGUUUACGAGCUGGAUUUGGUUUCAAAACACGAGUUCGUCAAACAGAAUCAUCCUCGAAUAAUACCCUAAACGGUUCACCGCAGACAAGACGACAUUUUUUUCUAAAUUAAAAUCAAGUUUAAUUUAAUGAAACAAUUACAGUAGAAAGUACAUUGCUCGACUUUAUAUGUUAAAACGAAAAUAGCCUAGCAUCUGUUAAGUGUUAAAAUUGGUGGAUACAGAGAUGGCAGAAUGUGAAAAGCAUUAGCGCGUGAAUGGGGAAACCCAACUUUGUUCAAUUGCAAAUGUUGCUAUAAAUAUAAAACAAGACAACUGAAGGCGUAUUAUUGGAAUACAUCUAAAAUAUUUUAAAUGUUAUUUAUUAGACACGCAAUUCUUACAAAUUCAUCAAACAUACUUAUAACAAGGUGCCCCUGUGCUAAUUCCCAGUAAGCUGGCAGCAUUUCAGCCUAACACACACUAUUUACAAUUUUAAUACAGUAGACUCCCGAUUAUACCCGCUAAUGACGGGGAGGACGACCGCGGAUUAUUCACAAUCGCAGAUAAUCCAAACAUAUCUAUUUUCUGCGGAUCUAUGCCAAAAACCACUAAUAUACAAUUGACCGAUCGAUGCACGUGCUCCGUGAUAACACUUUGCUGCUCCAGCGCAGAAGGCUCUGCUCACGAAGCGGACAGCAGAGCCACACCAAUGAACAUCAAUCAAACUUCUGCCCACUGUUGUAAAGAUAUGCAACUACUGUACUGUAGAGGCGAUCACGUGGAUGUCGGAUUAACCGGAGCAACAUAUUUGUUCGGUUUAAGCACGUGGCUUGUAAUAAACAUUUCCAAGAAUAACAAUGUGUAACUUGGUUUUAGAUUAUUAAUUUGGGCUGAGGUGAAAAUUCACGAGUUGCUAAUUUAUGUGCACGGUUAAUCCGCGAAUCGGAAAAACCACACGGAUAAAUCGAGAGUCCACCUGUAGUUAAUGUUUUGCAUAAAAUAUUUGCAUAAAUAUUAAAAACACCACUUUCCCAAAAAUAAAGACAGGUCAGCAUUUUGCUGAUGUGUGAAGGCCACAAUGGAGAGGGAUUGCCUUUGGCCAACUCAAUGAGAAACCAGGCACCAUGCCAAAUUACGCUCGAUCCCCGUUUCUGGUACGAUACAAGCAUUGAACAUUAACAUUCGAAUAAUAGUAAUGUAAUCACGUAAUGCUCUGCCUACAUCUGCACAGGAGACGGGAACCUGGUUUCACACGAACACAUUUCCCAAUUAUAUUCCACUAAAAUAGAAAACGAAAAUUCUCAGAUUUUCCUCUUAAUAGUGGACACUGCGGGAGGCAACCAGAUGCAUCACAUGCUGCAGAGCAUGUCUGCAUGAGCAGCGAGCGAAUGAUGUACGCCCAGGGAUAGUUCUUUUUUUUUAAACAGUUGACGAGCGCAGCACCAAAGGGAUCAAAACGUCAAGCAGCCAACAACAAAUAGCGCUAUCUACGUUGUCGGUAAGAGUGAACACAUUUCUUGAACCGAGCAAGGGAAAGGUGACCGUGUUAGGGAAUUCCUGUGUGACCUGCAGUGUGGGAGGAGAGUGGGUAGACGAAUAAGUGUGUUGUUGCGACCUGCAAUGUGGUGGUUAAACACAGGACGGAUACGACACAAGAGCCUGGUCGACCCAAGUUCUCAAUGGAUAAUGGUUCACGGGAACAGUAGCCAUGGCAGCCGUGAUAAUCAGGCUAAGGAGGCGAAUGGGUUGAAGGCAUCGCUGCUUCGGUGGAUCUGACCAAGAGGACAUGGGCGAGGUAGGGGAGACGAGUGGUGUGGAUCCCUGCACCCCAAAACCAGGGUCAGAAGUGGGGGCACAGGCCCCCAGGGCUCCCACCUGGCAUGGGCCCUCAAUUUACUGUACUGCAAAGCUGAUUUUAAAAAAUGACUUGUCUUUGGUGUACUACAGACUGUUCGAAAUGUUUUUUUGUAGAAUUUAAAUAAUUUACAUAAAAUAUUCGGUUACAAAACAUUAGUCACCGCAAAGGCCAGUUUCCGUCCGCAAGGAAGGAAAAACAAUAGGAAGGUUUGAAUUCAUGCUCAACAAUUAAAAAUGUGUUUUAAGUGAUGCCUCGUUUAACGCAGGUUGCUGCUGCUAUGAGGGAAAUCCGUUCCAACGUAGACUUUUGUUAAUACAUUUGUUCUUGUCAUUAAACAACCUAGAACACAAAGUGGAUUUCAAAAAGAGGGGACAAAAACAGCAGAUAACGUGGAACAAAUUCGAGGCAAUACACCCCCCAAAAGUUUGGAUCGAUCGAGAGCGCUCCCCUCCCGCAGUCAGGGUAAUGAUCGGGAGCAGUGCAUUUAAGGGGGGGGGGGGGG
This is a messenger RNA of Petromyzon marinus (sea lamprey), 4018 nucleotides long. RefSeq names its product armadillo like helical domain containing 1 (gene ARMH1). The record is from RefSeq and is a predicted model, not a curated record. Lineage: Eukaryota; Metazoa; Chordata; Hyperoartia; Petromyzontiformes; Petromyzontidae.